AUGCGCUACAGAUUGAAUCCCAGCCCAAGCAAUCAGGCCCUAGAGUUCAGACUGAGUUUCAGAGCUGGAGACAGGUUACUGGUCCACACCAAGACAUCAGCUGACUGGUGGUGGGCGGAGUUAGGAGGCCUCUGUGGCAACAUUCCAUCUAGUUACCUGAAACAAGAUAGGACACCUCAGGACCCCUGGCAGGAUGAAGAGUACUUUGGCAGCUAUGGAACACUGAGGCUUCAACUGGAGAUGCUGAGUGACCGAGCGAGGACGGAGGCGUACCGCCAGGUGAUUCUGACCAACAGCGCCCCCCUCACAGGGAAGGUGGUUAUGGACCUGGGCUGUGGCACCGGAGUCAUCAGCCUCUUCUGUGCCCGCCUGGCCCAGCCCAAAGCUGUGUAUGCAUUGGAGGCCAGCUCCAUAGCAGAACACACUGAGACCCUGGUGAGGCAGAACGGCUGUGAGGAGGUUGUGACAGUCUUCCAGGGUCGGGCUGAGGAGCUUGAGCUACCAGGCACAGUAGACAUCCUGAUCUCAGAGUGGAUGGGCAACUGUCUGCUGUUUGAGUUCAUGGUGGAGUCAGUGUUGCAGGCGCAGGACAGCUGGCUGAGAGUAGGGGGGGGGGGGGGGGGGGGGGGGGGGUGAUGUGGGCCUCUCUCUGCCUGGUCCCGUCAGGCCCUGGACUACUACACAGAGAGGAUGGGCUUCUGGGAGCAGCCCUACGGACUGGACUUCACUGCCCUCCAGAAAGAUCCAAUACUGGGAUCCAUGGCCCAGUCAGAGUUCUUCUCCAGGCCCAGGUUCAGCCACCUCCUCCAGCCUGAAGACUGCCUGGCCACCCCCUGUGAUGUCAUCACUCUGGACAUGCUCACGCUGCAUGUUACAGAUCUAGAGAAGCUGAGGGGCCAGUUUACCUUCAUCGUGGAAAAGGCCGGGACAUUCCACGGGUUCACUUCCUGGUUCAGAGUUCAGUUCCAGAGCCUGAAGAGAGACAAAACCACAUUGGAGUUAGACACUGGGCCCUACUCUGAGCCAACCCACUAGAAGCAGAUUCUGUUCAUGCUGGACGGGCCGAUCUCGCUGCUCAGUGGAGAGACGGUGUCUGGAAUCAUCCUUCUACACCGGAACCCCGUCUGGAGACGUCACAUGACGUGGAGCAUCAGCAGCACAGAGGAAACAGGAAACUGCAUGGUCCAGACAAAGAGUUUCCCUAUGUGGAGAUGA
Messenger RNA from Salvelinus fontinalis (brook trout), 1215 nucleotides. It is a transcript of the gene prmt2, whose product is annotated as protein arginine methyltransferase 2. Gene Ontology annotation, molecular function: protein-arginine N-methyltransferase activity; protein binding. Gene Ontology annotation, biological process: peptidyl-arginine methylation. NCBI's taxonomy places the organism in Eukaryota, Metazoa, Chordata, Actinopteri, Salmoniformes, Salmonidae. Gene Ontology annotation, cellular component: nucleus. The record is from RefSeq and is a predicted model, not a curated record.